Molecule: messenger RNA, 2956 nt
Organism: Trichogramma pretiosum
Lineage: Eukaryota; Metazoa; Arthropoda; Insecta; Hymenoptera; Trichogrammatidae
Exons: 4
Coding region: 44-2773 (909 amino acids)
Source: RefSeq, a predicted model, not a curated record
CAGCGUGCGUACUUAGUUGCUGAAAAACGCUAGGCCAGGCAAGAUGUAUCGCGAUAGAUCGCCGCCGCUGCCGUGGCUCCUCGUCCAUCUGUUGGUUUUUGCGACCGCUUGCUGCUGCUUGGCUGCAUCGACGUCGUCGUCUCUCGGCGAUGGAAUCAAGUCGGGGGCUCAGCAACGCUACGUCCCACCCGAGGCCAACGAGGCCGACGAGAACGGCGAGUGCGUCAAGCGCGUUCAGUACAGUGAAAAAGUUGCCGACGACAUUGACAGGGGAAUCGUCCAAUUAGCCCCGGCGUCCCAGCCUCUCGGACCAAAGCAGCCUGGAGAUUGGAUAUCGAUCGUCGAUUGCUGCGCCGGGUACGCGCGCAACGACGAGAGCCUCAGAUGCGAGCCCCAGUGCGACGAGGGCUGCCUCGGCGGAAAUUGCACCGGGCCGAACGUGUGCGUCUGCGAGCUCGGCUGGUAUCCCGAGGCCGGCGUCUGCAAGCCGAUCUGCCGCCAGAGGUGUCAGCUCAACUCGUACUGCUUCGCGCCCGACGUCUGCACCUGCCAGUUCGGCUACGAGGACGUGGGCGGCGUCUGUCGGCCGGCCUGCGCCAACGGCUGCGAGAACGGAAUCUGCGUCGCUCCCAGGGUCUGCCGCUGCUAUCCCGGCUACAGGCUCAACGAGACCGGCGUCUGCGAUCCCGUCUGCGAGGGCGGAUGCGGCAACGGCACCUGCACCGCGCCCGGCGUCUGCACCUGCGACGAGGGGUACAAGAAUGCGAAUUAUAAUCUGGAGCUGUGCGUGCCCGAUUGUCCGGGAGAUUGCUCGAAUGGUGGGACUUGUGUUUCGCCUGGAAACUGCGACUGCACAACUGGUUACGAGCAUCAGGACAACGGCACUUGCACGCCCGUCUGCCAAAAUGAAUGCGAAAACGGUUUUUGUGCAGCUCCCGACUUAUGCGAGUGUAAUCCAGGCUACAGAAUGGAUUAUCGAUCUCAAAAAUGUAUCGAGGAUCCUUAUUCGAGUGGUGGCUACCAAAACAUACCCAACAGAAAUCCCACAACGGCACAGCCAGGUGCGCGAGGCACAUUCCAACCGUCUAGCUCGGGUGCUAAUUAUCCCCAUCAACAGCAUGAAAAUCCUUUGAGAGGACAGCAGCAUGCCGAGGAUUAUGGUGGCCAGAGAACGGAAACUCCUAUCAAUCCGGUCUACGGAGUUACUCAAAAUGAGAGAAAUCCUACUACGGUCCGUCCAGGUCCGUUUGGAUCGUUUAGACCCCCGACAGCGAAUUACGAUCGACAAAAUGGUGAAAAUCCAUCGAGGGGGCAGUCACCUCACCAGCAGUAUGGAGAACAAAGACCAGUCUAUGGAAAUCAACAAAAUGAACGAAAUCCUUCAACCGUGCGACCAGGUCCGUACGGAACAACUCGACCAUCUGUUAAUGAUAAUCAAAGGCCGAUAUACGGAAAUCAACAGAAUGAAAGAAAUCCUUCGACAGUGCGACCAGGUCUAUAUGGCACAUCUCGACCGGCUGCUGAUGAUAAUCAAAGGCCAGUUUACCAGAAUGAAAGGAAUCCUUCGACAGUACGACCAAGUCCAUACGGCACAUCUCGACCAUCUGACUAUAAUCAAAGACCAAUUAACGGAAAUGCACAGACCGAAAGAUAUCCUGGUUCACAAGUUCCAAUCGGAGAUAGACAUGGAAAUCACGGAACCGAUGAUGAUCAGAGAAUAAAUAAUCCUUACGAAAUCUUCAGUUCGAUGGAUCAUCCUCAAGAAGUACUCGGUCUCGACGGAGUUAGUCAUAGACAAACUACUCCGAGACCAGAUGAUCCCUAUUCAAGGUACAACAAUGAUCGUCGGCCAAACUCACCUAGCAAUACUCAAGUACCGUACUCGAAUCAGAACAGAAAUCCUUAUGACAGAGAGGAUAUCAAUCGACAACCACACACGACUCGAAAACCAGCUACUGCUCAAGGAUUUUUCCCGGCUGAAGAUCGAAAUCCUUAUGGUUCGCGGGAACCCAGUCAAACUUUGGAGCCACCUAGGGUGACGGGUUUGGCAGAAGAUACUCACUUUGGACAAAGACUGUCUCCGGACACCCAUGGAAAUGAUCGAACUACGAUUGACCCGUACGGACGAUACAGUUAUACUCAGACUCAGAGACCCGUUGGAACCUCCAAUAGCCAAAACGACCCAAGCAGAACUCAGCAUCAAGGCCCCUACAAGACAUCGAAUCCUCACGCAGUUAAUCAUCAAACUUCUCCACAACAUCGACCUGAAACAUCCCAAGGUCAUUACAUCAACUCGGAAGGAUCUUACUUGCCUCCCGACCGUGCAAAUUCCCAAGGUGUCAAGAGUCCAGGCACGCAGAUUUACGGACGACCAGGCGUGAUACAGACCCAGCAAGGUUUUCCCGAGGUUUCGAUUUUGGCCUUCGAGAUGCACGAGAUCGCCCCCGGAAUCAGCGAGUUCUCCUUUCCCGGCGGGGAGGGCCCAGGAUUGAGCCUGUCGCCUUACGGCAUGUCGAAUCGUUUCGGCGCCGUGUGCUCGCACGCCUGCAUAAACGGACUGUGCGUGGGGCCGAACGAGUGCGCCUGCCUGCAGGGCUACGUGCCCGACUCGAGGAUUCCCGGAGGCCACGUGUGCGCCCCGGUCUGUCACGGUGGCUGCGCCAACGGCGUCUGCUCGGCCCCGAAUCUCUGCAUCUGCAACCCGGGCUACAUCCAGCAGAGCGGCCUCAAGGCCACCAACAGAUGCGUGCCUCUGUUCACGCACAUCGAGUAAAUUAUUUCACGUACCUAUAGCUCAUUCAGAUGUAGUGUUUUAACUUUACGUAUAAUCUAAUUUAUGAUAAUCUACGUAUAAUUAAUUAGUUUUGUAUUACUUUAACUGUUGUAACGCGGAAAAUGCUGUAAACUUCAAGUGGCUUUAUUAUGUUUAAUUAAAAAAUAUGAUGAAACUUGAGAA